This is a messenger RNA of Nematolebias whitei (Rio pearlfish), 2037 nucleotides long. RefSeq names its product cyclic nucleotide-gated cation channel-like. Gene Ontology annotation, cellular component: plasma membrane; intracellular cyclic nucleotide activated cation channel complex. Bases 1 to 2037 code for a protein of 678 amino acids. The transcript has 10 exons. Gene Ontology annotation, molecular function: intracellularly cAMP-activated cation channel activity; cGMP binding; intracellularly cGMP-activated cation channel activity. The record is from RefSeq and is a predicted model, not a curated record. NCBI's taxonomy places the organism in Eukaryota, Metazoa, Chordata, Actinopteri, Cyprinodontiformes, Rivulidae. Gene Ontology annotation, biological process: monoatomic cation transmembrane transport.
AUGACCAGCAUAAUGCACGGAUCACAUCGGCUAUCUGUGAAAACAUGGACAGAGGAGGAGAGUGACCGUGCUGACAGCACACUCAGCAGAGGACAGUCAAUAUGUGAUGACACUUCUUCAGAGCUGCAGAGAAUGGCGGCCAAUGAGAGGAGAGAAAUGAAUUCCCAAAAUUCCUUUAGAGGACGAGGGGCUUUGUCCAGGAUAGUUAGGAUGGUGAUGACUCUGAGAGAAUGGGCUCAGAAGAGCUUGGCUGAGGAGACGGAGCGACCAGAUUCCUUUUUGGAGCGUUUCAGAGGCCCAGCCAACAUGGAUGUCCAGGGCCCACCAAGCAGGUUCAGUCACAGCCACACUGGCUCUGAUACAGAGAAUGACAUGCAACGCUCCAGACGUGGGAGGAGGAAGUGGAAGGUUUUGGUUUUAUCCCCAUCUGAUGAUCUCUACUAUCAUUGGCUGAUAGUGAUCGGCACUGCUGUUUUUUACAACUGGACCCUUCUAGUUGUCAGGGCCUGUUUCGAUGAACUCCAGAUGUCAAAUGUUCUGGUGUGGCUUGUGCUGGACUACAUCUGUGAUGGAGUCUAUAUACUGGAUACUGCUGUUCGUCUCCACACAGGGUUUCUGGAUCAGGGCUUGUUGGUGAAAGAUGUGCGCCGUCUGAGAGAAACCUACGUCCGAACAUUACAGUGUAAACUUGAUAUCUGCUCCAUCCUUCCUACGGACCUCUUGUACCUCACAGUCGGAAUGAGUUACACUCCUCUUCUUCGAUUCAACCGGCUUCUGCGACUGCCGCGUUUGUUUGAGUUAUUCGAACGAACAGAAACUCGUACAAGUUAUCCCAAUGCCUUCCGCAUCUGGAAACUGGUCCUGUAUAUCCUGGUCAUCAUCCACUGGAAUGCCUGUGGGUACUACAGCUUCUCCAAAGUCCUGGGACUGGGCUCAGACUCAUGGGUUUAUCCCAAUGUAUCAGACCCAGAGUUUGGCUCUUUGGCCCGAAGCUACAUUUACUGUUUGUACUGGUCCACGCUGACACUGACCACUAUUGGAGAGACACCUCCUCCUGUUAGAGAUGAGGAAUAUCUGUUCUUGAUUUUUGACUUCCUGGUUGGUGUUCUGAUCUUUGCAUCCAUUGUUGGUAAUGUUGGAUCCAUGAUCUCCAACAUGAAUGCAACAAGGACUACCUUUCAAACUCGUGUUGAUGCUCUCAAACACUAUAUGCACUUUAGACAUGUCAGUAAGGUGCUGGAACAGCGCGUUAUACGCUGGUUUGAUUAUCUCUGGACCAAUCAGAAGACAAUAGAUGAACAGGAAGUGUUGAGGAGUUUGCCUAAUAAACUGAGAGCAGAAAUUGCUAUCAAUGUUCAUCUGGACACACUGAAAAAGGUCCGUAUAUUCCAGGACUGUGAGGCGGGUCUCCUUGUAGAGUUGGUGUUAAAACUUCGACCUCAAGUUUUCAGUCCUGGUGACUACAUCUGCAGAAAGGGCGAUGUAGGAAAGGAGAUGUACAUAAUUAAAGAUGGCCAUCUGGCAGUGGUGGGAGACGAUGGAGUAGCCCAGCUAGCCGUUUUGACCGCAGGAAGCUGUUUUGGAGAAAUUAGUAUCCUGAACAUCAGUGGCAGUAAGAUGGGGAACAGACGCACAGCAAAUAUCCGGAGUCUGGGAUACUCGGACCUGUUCUGCCUUUCCAAACAGGAUCUCAUGGAAGCACUGCUAGAGUUUCCCCAUGCCAGGGCUCAGUUGGAGCAGCGAGGGCGAGACAUCCUGCAGAAAGAGGGGCUCCUGGAGGAGGCAAAUGUGUCUGCUGGGGAAGAGAUGGAGGAGAAAAUGGAGAGACUGGAAACCAGUCUGGAUCGGCUGCAGACCUGUUUGGCUCGUCUGCAGAGUGAGUACAACUCGACGCAGCUUCGACUGAAACAGCGACUCACUGCUCUUGAACAGAACAUUCCAACCGUAGUGUCGGGCAGCGGUUUCCUGUCGGAUGCUGAUGGCACUGAGAGUGUCGGCUGUGAUGUUGUACGAAGUGAAGUCAACAUCAAACUCUAA